Molecule: messenger RNA, 13443 nt
Organism: Orycteropus afer afer
Lineage: Eukaryota; Metazoa; Chordata; Mammalia; Tubulidentata; Orycteropodidae
Gene: APOB
Product: apolipoprotein B
Exons: 29
Coding region: 1-13443 (4480 amino acids)
Biological process (GO): cholesterol transport; triglyceride mobilization; cholesterol homeostasis
Cellular component (GO): low-density lipoprotein particle; very-low-density lipoprotein particle; mature chylomicron
Molecular function (GO): cholesterol transfer activity; low-density lipoprotein particle receptor binding
Source: RefSeq, a predicted model, not a curated record
AUGGGCCUGGCGAGGCCCGCGCUGCUGCUGCUGCUGUUGCUUUCUGGCGGCGCCUUGGCCCAAGACGAAGUACUGGAAAAUGUCAGCCCGAGCUGUCCAAAAGAUGCAACUCGAUUCAAGCACCUCAGGAAGUAUGUUUACAGCUAUGAGGCUGAGAGUUCCAGUGGAGUCCCUGGGACUGCUGAUUCAAGAAGUGCCACCAAGAUCAACUGCAAGGUCGAGCUAGAGGUCCCCCAACUCUGUAACUUCAUCCUGAAGACAAGUCAGUGUACCCUGAAAGAGGAAUAUGGCAUCAACCCUGAGGGCAAGGUCUUGCUAAAGAAGACCAAGAACUCUGAGGAGUUUUCUACCGCCAUGUCCAAGUAUGAGCUGAGGCUGACCGUUCCUGAAGGGAAGCAGGUUUUACUUUACCCAGAGAAGGAUGAACCCAAACACAUCCUGAACAUCAAGAGGGGCAUCAUUUCUGCCCUUCUGGUUCCUCCAGAGGCAGGAGAUGCCAGUCGAGUGUUGUUUCUGGAUACUGUAUAUGGAAACUGCUCCAGUGACUUCACUGUUAAAAGAAAGAUGGGGAAUGUGGCAACAGAGAUAUCCAUUGAACGAAACUUGGAGAAGUGUGAUCACUUCAAGCCCAUUAGCACAGGCGUUAGCCCACUUGCUUUCAUCAAAGGCAUGGUCCGUCCCUUAUCAAGUCUGAUCAGCAGCAGUCAGUCCUGCCAGUACACCCUGGACUCCAGGAGGAAGCAUGUGUCAGAAGCAAUUUGCAAAGAGCAACACCUCUUCCUACCUUUCUCCUACAAGAAUAAAUACGGAAUGAUGACACAUGUUACACAGUCUUUGAAACUUGAAGACACACCUAAGAUCAACAGUCGCUUCUUUGAUCAAGGUGGCGAGAAAGUGGGCCUUGCCUUUGAGAGCACCAAGUCCACAUCACCUCCAAGGCAGGCCGAAGCCGUUUUGAAGACCCUCCAGGAACUGCAAAAACUGUCCAUUUCUGAGAAGAAUGCCCAGAGACCUAACCUCUUCAAUAAACUGGUCACUGAGCUUAGAGGCCUCAACAAUGAGGCAGUUGCAUCCCUCUUGCCAAGGCUGAUCGAGAUAUCCAGUCCCAUCACUUUACAAGCCUUGGUUCAGUGUGGACAGCCCCAGUGUUACACUCAUAUUCUCCAGUGGCUAAAAAAUGAGAAAGCCAAUCCCCUUCUGAUAGAUGUUGUAACCUACCUGAUGGCUCUAAUCCCAGAGCCUUCUGCAGAGAGGGUACGAGAGAUCUUCAACACAGCGAAGGAGCAGCAGAGCCGAGCCACCUUAUAUGCCCUGAGCCAUGUGGUCAACAACUAUCAUAAGAUAAACCCGCAGGUGACCCAGAUCCUGUUGGACAUUGUAGAUUACCUGUUGACACAGAUUCGUGAUGACUGCACUGGGGACCAAGAUCACACCUACUUGAUUCUAAGGGUCAUUGGAAAUAUGGGCAGAACAAUGGAACAAGUGAGCCCAAGCCUCAAGUCUUCAAUCCUGAAAUGCAUCAGAAGUACAGAACCAUCACGGCUGAUUCAGAAAGCUGCUAUCCAGGCCUUGCGAAAAAUGAGCUCUAAUGAAGAGGUCCAGGGAGCCCUUCUUCAGGCUUUCCUUGAUGGUGUUUCUCCAGUGGACAAGCGACUGGCUGCCUAUCUCAUACUGAUGAGGGCGCCUUCCCAGUCAGAUAUUAACAGAAUUGCCCAACAUCUCCCAUGGGAACGCAAUGAGCAAGUGAAGAAUUUUGUGGCUUCCCACAUUGCCAACAUCUUAACCUCAGAAGAAUUGUAUAUCCAAGAUCUGAAAACGUUAGUGGAAGAAGCUCUAAAAGGACUUCAGCUUCCAACCAUCAUGGAUUUCAAAAAAUUUUCCCGAAACUAUCACUUUUCCAAAUCUGUUUCCCUUCCAUCAGUUGGCCCAGUCUCAGCCAAAAUUGAAGGGAAUCUUGUAUUUGAUCCAAAUAAUUACCUUCCUAAAGAAAGCAUGCUGAAAACCACCCUCACUAUCUUCGGAUUUUCUGCAGCUGAUCUCUUCGAGAUUGGUUUGGAAGGAAAGAGCUUUGAGCCAACAUUGGAAGCUCUCUUUGGGAAACAAGGAUUUUUUCCAGACAGUGUCAACAAGGCUUUGUACUGGGUUGAUGGCCAAGUUCCUCAUCAGGUCUCUAAGGUCUUGGUGGACCACUUUGGCUACACCAAAGAUGAUAAACAUGAGCAGGACAUGGUAAAUGGAAUUAUGCUCAAUGUUGAAAAGCUGAUCAAAGAUUUGAAGUCCAAAGAAGUCCCAGAAGCCAGAGCCUACCUUCGCAUCUUGGGAGAGGAGCUUGGCUUUGUCAGUCUCAAGGACCUACAGCUCCUGGGACAGCUGCUGCUUAAUGGGAUUCGCACUCUCCAGGGGAUCCCCCAAAUGAUCAGAGACGCCAUAAGGAAAGGUUCGAAGAACGACUUGUUCCUUCACUAUAUCUUCAUGGACAAUGCCUUUGAGCUUCCCACUGGAGCUGGAUUGCAGUUGCAAGUAUCUUCAUCUGGAGUCAUCACUCCUGGAACCAAAGCUGGAGUGAAACUUGAAGUAGCCAAUAUGCAGGCCGAACUGGUGGCAAAGCCCUCUGUGUCAGUGGAGUUUGUGACAAAUAUGGGCAUCGUUAUUCCGGACUUUGCUAGGAGUGGAGUCCAAAUGAACACCAACUUCUUCCAUGAGUCAGGCCUGGAGGCUCAUGUUGCCCUGAAGGCUAGGCAGCUGAAGUUCAUUGUUCCUUCACCAAAGAGACCAGUCAAGCUGUUCAGUGGCAGUAACACACUGCAUUUGGUCUCUACCACAAAAACGGAAGUGAUUCUACCUUUGAUUGAGAAUAGGCGAUCCUGGUCAACUUGCAAGCCUUUCUUUACCGGCCUGAACUACUGCACAAUGGGUGCUUACUCCAACGCCAGCUCCAUAGACUCUGCCUCCUACUAUCCACUGACCGGGGACACCAGAUUUGAACUGGAACUGAAACCAACAGGAGAAGUAGAGCAGUAUUCUGCCAGUGCAACCUAUGAACUUCAGAGAGAAGGCAGUGCAUUGGUGGACACACUGAAGUUUGUAACUCAGGCAGAAGGUGUGAAACAAACUGAGGCUACUAUGACAUUAACAUAUAACCGACAGAGUAUGACUUUGUCCAGUGAACUCCAAAUUCCAGAAUUUCAUGUUGACCUUGGGACAGUCCUCAGAGUUAGUGAUGAAUCUACUGAGGAAAAAAAGUCUUACAAGGUCACCUUGGACAUUCAGAACAAGAAAAUCACUGAGGUCACUCUUACUGGCCAUAUGAGUUAUGACCCAAAGGAAGAAGGUAAAAUCAAAGGUGUCAUUUCCAUGCCCCAUUUGCAAGCAGAAGCCAGAAGUGAGAUCCUGACCCACUGGUCCCCCACAAAACUGGUCCUGCAAAUGGACUCCUCUGCUACAGCUUAUGGCUCCACGAUUUCCAAGAAGGUGACGUGGCGUUAUGAUGAAGAGAAGAUGGAAUUUGAAUGGAACACUGGCACCAAUGUAGAUACAAAAAAAGUGGCUUUCAAUUUCCCCGUGGAUCUCUCUGUUAUUUCUAGAAGCUUACAUAUGUUUGCCAACAAGCUCUUGGAGCACAGAGUUCCUCAAACAGACAUGACUUUCUGGCACAUGGGUUCCAAAUUAAUAGUUGCAACAAACACAUGGCUUCAGGAGGCAUCUAAGGACCUUCCUUAUGUCCAGACUUUGCAAGAUCACCUCAACGGCCUAGAGGAGAUGAACCUACAGAAAAUGGGAUUUCCAGACUUGCACAUUCCAGAAAACCUGUUCUUAAGAAGUGAUGGCCGUGUCAAAUACACAUUGAACAAGAACAGUGUGAAAAUUGAGAUACCUUUGCCAUUUGGUGGCAAAUCCUCCAAAGAUCUAAAAAUCUUAGAGACUGUUCGGACACCAGCCCUCGACAUCAAGUCUGUGGGAUUCCAUCUGCCACCUCAAGAGUUCCGUAUCCCCACUUUUACCAUUCCCAAGUUGUAUCCACUGCGAGUACCUCUCUUGGGUGUUCUGGACCUGUCCACGAAUGUCUACAGCAACAUGUACAACUGGUCUGCCUCCUACACUGGAGGCAAUGUCAGCACAGAUCACUUCAGCCUGAAGGCUCAGUACCACAUGAAAGCUGACUCUGUGGUUGACCUGCUUUCCUACAGUGUGCAAGGAUCAGGAGAAACAACGUAUGACCACAGGAACACAUUCACAGUAUCAUAUGAUGGAUCAUUACACCACAAAUUUCUGGAUUCAAAUAUCAAAUUCAGUCAUGUAGAAAAAAAUGGAAACAGUCCAGCCUCAAAAGGUUUACUAACAUUUGGUGCAACUAGUGCCUGGGGACCACAGAUGUCUGCUUCAAUUCAUUUGGACACAAAAAGGAAACAGCAUAUUUAUGUGAAGGAAGUCAAGAUGGACGGGCAGUUCAAAGUCUCUUCAUUCUACACAAAAGGCAUUUUUGACCUGUCUUAUCAGAGGGAUCUUAACACAGGCCACCUAAGUGGAGAGUCCAACCUGAGGUUUAACUCCUCCUUUCUCCAUGGUACCAACCAGGUAAUGGGAAGAUAUGAAGAUGGAAUACUCACUUUCACUUCCACCUCAGACCUGCAAGGUGGCCUCCUUAAAAAUACAGCUUCCCUGAAAUAUGAGAACUAUGAGUUGAUUCUUAAAUCUGACACCAAUGGGAACUACAAGGAAUUUGCCACUUCCAGCAAGAUGGAUAUGACUUUCUCUAAGCAAAAUGCAUUGCUGCGUUCUGAGUAUCAGGCUGAUUACAAGGCACUGAGGCUCUUCACCCUGCUUUCUGGAUCACUCAGUUCCCGUGGUCUUGAAUUAAAUGCUGAUCUCUUGGGCACAGACAAAACUAACAGUGGUGCUCAUAAAGCAACACUAAGGAUUGGCCAAGAUGGAAUAUCUACUAGUGCAACUACCAACUUGAAGUAUAGCCCAUUGGUACUGGAGAAUGAGCUGAAUGCUGGGCUUGGCCUCUCUGGAGCUUCAAUGAAAUUAACAACAAAUGGUCGCUUCAGGGAACACAAUGCAAAACUCAGUCUAGAUGGAAAAGCUACCCUCACAGAGGUAUCCUUGGGCAGUGCUUAUCAAGCCAUGAUUCUGGGUGUCGACAGCAAAAACAUUUUCAACUUCAAAAUCAGCCAAGAAGGACUUAAGCUUUCAAAUGACAUGAUGGGCUCAUACAAUGAAAUGAAACUUGACUAUACGAACAGGCUAAACAUUGCAGGCUUAUCACUAGACUUCUCUUCAAAACUUGACAACAUUUAUAGUUCUGACAAGUUUUAUAAGCAAAAUUUUAAUUUACAGCUUCAGCCCUAUUCUCUUGUAACUACUUUAAACAAUGACCUGAAAUACAAUGAUCUGGAUCUGACCAACAAUGGGAAAUUACGGCUAGAACCCUUGAAGCUGAAUAUGGGUGGUAACAUAAAAGGAGCCUACCAAAAUAAUGAGAUAAAACACAUCUACACCAUUUCUUAUGCUGACUUAUCAGCAAGCUAUAAAGCAGACACAGUAGCUAAAGUUCAGGCUGUGGAGUUUAACCACCGGCUCAACACAAACAUCGCUGGGCUGGCUUCAGCCAUUGACAUCAGUACAAACUAUAAUUCAGACUCAUUGCAAUUCAGCAAUGUUUUCCGCUCUACAAUGGCGCCAUUUACAAUGACUAUUGAUGCACAUACUAAUGGCAAUGGAAAAUUUGUUCUCUGGGGGGAGCACACUGGACAGCUGUAUAGCAAAUUCCUGUUGAAAGCAGAACCUCUGGCCCUUACUUUCUCUCAUGAUUACAAAGGAUCCACAAGUCACCAUCUCAUGUCCAAGAGAAGCAUUGAUACUGCUCUUGAUCACAAAGUCAGUACCCUGCUUACUCCAGCUGAGCAGACAAGUACCUGGAAACUGAAGACCCAGCUGAACAAAAAUGAAUACAGUCAGGAUGUCGAGGCUUAUAACACUAAAGAUAAAGUAGGUGUGGAGCUUAGUGGGCGAGGCCUGGCUGACCUCACUGUGCUUGACUCACCUAUUAAAGUGCCGUUUUUGCUUAGUGACCCAAUCAAUGUAAUUGAUGCCUUAGGGAUGAGAGAUGUUGCUGACCAACCCCAAGAAUUUACUAUUGUUGCUUCUAUGAAGUAUGAUAAGAACCAAGAUGUUCACACCAUCAACCUCCCAUUGUUGAAAAUUCUGCCAGAAUAUUUUGAGAGAAAUCGAUUAGCAACUAUAGCUGUCCUAGAAAGCGUACAGAGAGAAUUGGAAAAAAUCAAUAUUAAUCAAUUUGCAAGAAAAUACAGAGCAGCCCUGGACAAAAUCCCACAGCAAGUUAAUGAUUAUCUGAACGCAUACAAUUGGGAGACACAUGUUACAAAUGCCAAGGAGAAACUAACUGCUUUCACAAAAAAUUACAGAAUUACAGCAAAUGAUAUACAAAUUGCAUUGGAUAAUGCCAAAAGCAACUUGAAUGAAAAGCUAUCUCAACUACAGACAUAUGUGAUACAAUUUGAUCAGUAUAUUAAAGAUAAUUAUGAUGUACAUAAUUUAAAAAUAGCUAUUGCUAAGAUCAUUGACCAAAUCAUUGAAAAAUUAAAAACUCUUGAUGAACGUUAUCAUAUCCAUGUAAAUUUAAUAAAAAUAAUUCAUGAUCUAUAUUUAUUUGUUGAAAAGAUUAAUUUUAACAAAACUGGAAGUAGUGUUAUGGGCUGGAUUCAACGUGUGGAAAGUAAAUAUCAAAUCAGACUACAGAUACAAGAAAAACUGCAACAGCUCAGAACACAGAUUGAGAACACAGACAUCCAAUACCUUGCCAAAAGGUUAAAACAACAGGUUGAGAUGACUGAUAUCAGAGUGCUCUUAGAUCGGGUGAGAACAACAAUUCCAAUUCAAAGAAUAAAUGACAUUAUUGAACGUGUCAAAUACUUUGUUAUAAAUCUUAUUGAAGAUUUUGAAGUAACUGAGAUCAUCAAUGCUUUUGGAGCCAAAGUUCAUGAGCUAAUUAAGAAAUAUCAAAUAAACCAACAAAUUCAGGUUUUAAUGGAUAAAUCGGUGCAGUUGGCCCACCAAUAUAAGUUAAAGGAAACUCUUCAGAAGCUAAGCAAUGCCUUAAAACAAGUUGAGAUAAAAGCUUACUUUGAGAAAUUGGUUGGGUGUAUUGAUGAUAAUGUCAAAAAGCUUAAAGCAUUGACUUUUGAAAAAUUUAUGGAAGAAGUAAACAGAUUCCUUGACAUGUUGAUAAAGAAAUUAAGGUCAUUUGAUUACAACCAGUUUGUGGAUGAAACCAACAACAAAAUCCAUGAAGUGACUCAGAGAAUCAAUGGUGGAAUCCAGGCCCUGGACCUACCACAGAAAGCUAAAGCCUUAAAGUUAUUUGCAGAGGAAGUCAAAACAGUGACUUCAGUCUAUCUGGAAGACCUAAAAGACACCAAAAUAACCUUGGUUCUUGAUUGGGUACAAGAUGCUUUCAGUUCAGCAUCUUUAAUUUACAUAAAAAACAAAUUCCAAGAGACCUUAGAAGAUCUACGAGACCGAUUAUAUCGCAUGGACAUUCAGCAGGAACUCCAGCGUUACCUAUCUCUGAUAAGCCACGUUUAUAGCACCUUUGUCACUUAUGUUUCUGACUGGUGGAUUCUUGCUGCUAAGAACCUUACUGACUUUGCAGAACAGUACUCUAUCCAAGACUGGGCUGAAAACCUAAAAAGACUGGUAGAACAGGGGUUCACAGUUCCUGAAAUACAGACCAUGUUUGGUUCUAUGCCUGCUUUUGAAGUAAGUCUUCGUGCUCUUAAAGAAGCCACAUUUCAGACUCCUGACUUCAUAGUACCUCUGACAGAUUUGAGAAUUCCAUCUGUUGAGAUAAACUUCAAAACACUGAAAGAUAUAAAAAUCCCAUCUAGGUUUACUGUGCCAGAAUUUACUGUGCUCAAUACCUUCCACAUUCUUUCCUUUACAAUUGACUUGGUAGAAAUUAAAGUAAAGCUCAUCAGAGCCAUUGACCAAAUGCUAUCCAGUGAGCUGCAGUGGCCUGUUCCAGAAGUGUACUUAAGGGAUUUGAAGGUGGCUGACACCCUUCUUGCUAGAAUCACUCUGCCAGACUUCUAUUUACCAGAAUUUACUAUUCCUGAAUUUGUGAUCCCAAAUCUCAACCUUAAAGAUUUUGAAGUUCCCACUCUACAAAUACCAGAAUUCCAGCUUCCCCAUAUCUCACACACAAUCCAAGUACCCACUUUUGGCAAGCUGUAUGGUAUUUUGAAAAUCCAAUCUCCACUUUUCACACUAGACUCAAAUACUGGUAUUCAGAAUGUAACCACUUCAGAGAACAAGGCAGAGAUUGUGGCUUCCUUUGUUGCCAAAGGAGAAUCCAAACUAGAACUUCUCAAUUUUGAUUUUCAAGCAAAUGCACGACUGUCAGACUUUGAGAUCAAUCCCAUGGUUGUGAAGGAAUCUGUGAAGGUUUCCAGCAGAUACCUCAAAACAGAACAUGAGAGUCAAGUGCUAUUUUAUGGAAAUGCUAUUGAGGGAAAAUCAGAGACAGUGGCAAGCUUACACACAGAAAAAAAUACACUGGAGCUUAGUAACAGUGUGCUUCUCAAGAUAAACCAACAGUUUACCCUGGACAGCAACACAAAGUACUUCCACAAACUGAACAUCCCCAAACUAGACUUUUCCAGUCAGGCUGACCUGCGCAAUGAAAUGAAGACCCUUUUGGAAGCUAGGCGUGUAGCAUGGACUUUUUCUGGAACAGGAUCAUGGAAAUGGGCCUGCCCCAAUUUCUCUGAUGAGGGAACACAUGAAUCACAAGUUAGCUUCACUGUAGAAGGACCUAUCACUUCCUUUGGUUUGUCCAGUAAGAUCAACAGUAAACACAUAAGAGUUAACCAAAGCUUAGUUUGUGAAUCUGGCUUCCUUGACUAUUCUAAAUUUGAAAUCCAGUCCCUAGUAGAAUCCCAGCAUGUAGGUCGUAGUGUCCUAACUGCCAAAGGCACAGCAUUGCUUGGAGAUAUGAAGGCUGGGAUAACUGGCAAUCAUGAUGCCCAUUUAAAUGGAAAGGUUAUUGGAACUCUGAAAAAUUCUCUUUUCUUUUCAGCACAGCCAUUCGAGAUUACGGCAUCUACAAACAAUGAAGGGAAUUUGAAAGUUAGUUUUCCGUUAAAGUUGACAGGCAAGAUCGACUUCCUGAAUAACUAUGCACUGCUUCUGAAUCCUAGUGUACAGCAAGCAAGUUGGCAAGCCAGUGCCAGGUUCAAUCAGUAUAAGUACAAUCAAAAUUUCUCUGCUGGAAACAAUGAGAACAGUAUGGAAGUCCACAUAGCAAUGGAUGGAGAAGCCAACCUGGAUUUCUUAAACAUUCCUUUAACAAUUCCGGAAAUGACUCUACCUUAUACAACAUUCACAACUCCUCAGGUGAAAGAUUUCUCCUUAUGGGAAAGAACAGGCUUGAAGGAAUUCUUGAGAACAACAAAGCAAUCAUUUGAUUUAAGUGUAAAGGCUCAGUAUAAGAAAAACAAAAAUAGACAUUCCAUCUCAAUUCCUCUGGAUGGGUUUUAUGACUUUAUCAGUCAGAACAUCAAAUCCUUCAACAAACAUUUUGAGAAAGGCAGAGACAAUGCAUUAGAUUUUCUUACCAAAUCCUAUAACACCAUUCAUGUGCCUAGGAGUCUUCACAAACUUUCCCUUCCAGAUUUCAAGGUACCAAGAAGUUCAAACAACAUUUUUAUUCCAGCCAUGGGAAAUAUUACCUAUGAUUUUUCCUUUAAAUCAAGCUUCAUCACACUGAAUACCAAUGCUGGACUUUAUAAUCAGGUCAAUAUUGUUGCUCAUUUCCUUUCCUCCUCUUCUUCCUUUAUUCAUGCACUGCAGUACAAAUUAGAGGGCACCUCAAGUUUAAUGAGGAAAAGGGGGUUGAAGUUAGCCACAGCUUUGUCUCUGAGUAACAAGUUUGUGGAAGGCAGUCAUGACAGUACCCUUAGCUUAACCAAGAAAAACAUGGAAGCAUCAGUGACAACAACCGCAAAAGUCCAGAUUCCAAUUUUGAGAAUGAAUUUCAAGCAAGAACUUAAUGGAAAUACCAAAUCAAAGCCUACUGUCUUUUCAGCCAUUGAGUUAAAAUAUGAUUUCAAUUGCCCAAAGCUGUCCUCUACUGCUAAAGGGGCAGUUGACCACAAGCUCAGCUUAGAAGGCCUUACCUCCUACUUUUCUAUUGAGUCAUCUACCAAAGGAGAUGUCAAGGGUUUGGUUCUUUCACAAGGAUAUUCAGGUUCUAUCACCAGUGAGGCCAACACAUAUUUGAAUUCCAAGGGCACUCGGUCGUCAGUGAAGCUGCAAGGGGCUUCCAAAGUUGAUGGUAUCUGGAACUUUGAAGUUAAUGAAAAUUUUGCUGGAGAAGCCACUCUCCAACGCUUAUAUGCCAUCUGGGAACACAAUACAAAAAACCUUUUAAGGAUUAAGGAUAUCUUUUUAACAUCUGGCGAGCAUACAAGCAAAGCUACUUUGGAACUCUCCAUGUGGAAAAUGUCAGCCCUUGUUCAGGUCCGUGCAAGCCAGCCCAAUUCCUUCCUUGAUAUCCCUUACUUUGGCCAGGAAGUAGUCCUGAAUGCUAACACUGGGAACCAGAAGGUCAGCUGGAAAAGUGAGGUCCAGAUUCAUUCUGGGUCUCUCCAGAACAAUGUACAGCUUUCCAGUGACCAAGAAGAAGCACGCCUUGACAUUGCAGGAUCAUUAGAAGGACACCUGUCAUUCCUCAAAGAAAUCGUCUUACCAGUUUAUGACAAGAGCUUAUGGGACCUCCUAAAGCUGGAUGUAACCACCAACAUUGGCAGGAGACAGUAUCUUCAUGCUUCAACUUCUCUUGUGUACACCAAAAACCCCAAAGGGUAUUACUUUUCUGUCCCUGUGCAAGAACUAGCCAAUGAAUUCAUUAUCCCUGGACUGAAACUAAAUGAUCCAAACUCAGUUCUUGUAAUUCCUACAUUCCAAGUCCCACUGACGAACCUUCAGGUUCCCUCAUACACCCUUGACUUUAGUGAAAUAAAAAUAAAAAAGAAGCUAAGUACUUUACCAUUUGACCUCCACAUGCCAACACUACCCAAAGUAAAAUUCCCCAAAGUUGAUGUGUUAACAAAAUAUUCUAAACCAGAAGACUCCUCAGUUCCCUUUUUUGAGGUAACUGUGCCUGAAUUGCACUUGAUUAUGUCACAGUUUACCCUUCCAAACAGUAUUUCAGUUGGCAGUAUUGUUUUGAACUUAAAUAAGGUGGCCAACAAGAUUGCAGACUUUGAUUUGCCAACGAUCACCAUGCCUGAGCAGACUAUUGAAAUUCCUUCCAUUAAGUUAUUUAUACCUACUGGAAUUUUCAUUCCUUCUUUUGGAUCACUUACUGCACGUUUUGGACUAGCCUCUCCCCUAUAUAAUACCACUUGGAGUGCUGGCUUGAAAAACAAAGGAGAUCACCUUGAAACAUUUCUGGAUACCACAUGCAGCUCAACCCUACAGUUCCUGGAAUAUGAUCUAAAUAUUGUGGGAACACACAAGUUUGAAGAUGAUGCUUUAGCCUGUAAGACCCAAGGAAUAUUUUCACACCGUGACUUCAGUGCAGAAUAUAAAGAAGAUGGCAAAUAUCAAAGGCUUGUAUACUGGAAAGGAGAUGCUCGCCUUGACAUCACUAGCCCAAGGUUCACUGAUGUCCAUCUGCACUACCAAACAGGUGAGGAGAGUCUCUCUUCCUCAGUAGCCUCUCCUGCCAUAGGCACUGUGGCCAUGGACUUUAAAGAAGAUAAAGAUACUUUUAAAUGGGACUUCUACUACCACCCUCAGUCCUCUCCAGAUAAAAAACUCAACAUAUUCAAAACUGAGUGGAGGUACCAGGAGUCUGAUGAUGAAAUUCAGAUCAAAGUUAACUGGGAAGAAGAAGCAGCUUCUGGACUGCUAAAUUCUCUCAAAAACAAUAUGCCCAAGGCCACUGGGGCUCUUUAUGACUAUGUCAACACAUACCACCAGGAGUAUACAGGAUUAAAUCUGAGAGAUGCAUCCUCGCGACUAAGAAGGGGCCUGCAGAACGGUGCUGACCAGGCCUAUCAAGGAGCCGUGAAGUGGAUUGAUGACGUGGACUUGGGGUUCCAGAGAACAGCCAGCAGCACCACUAGGACUUACCAGCAGUGGAAGGACAAAGCCCAGAAUCUGUACCUGGACUGUUUGCAGAGACUCGAGGAUAAGGUGUAUAACAUCUCAAUACGAGUAAUUCAAGAAUACCAGAGAACAGUCAAGCAUCUGAUUGACUCACUCAUUGAAUUCCUGAGGGUCACCAGAUUUCAGUUCCCAGGGAAAGCCGGGAUGUAUACUGGAGAUGAAAUCUGCACUAUGGUCAUAAGAGAAGUAGGAAAGAUACUGUUAGAGGUAAAUUCAAAAAUUCAAAGUGGAUUAGAAAUAAUGAUUUCCUAUCUCCAAGACCUAGAAGAGAAGUCUGGCUUUAUCAGAGACCUAAAGUUUAAAUAUCCUUUUAAUUCAAGAAGCUAUAAACUAAUUGAUAUAUUCCUGGGGGUUGGAGAACUGUUGAACUUUUUAUCACAAGAGGUGCAAAUGGCCUUUAACGAGUUUCAACCUAUUCAGAGUACAGAGAUGCUAACUUAUCUUCAGAGAUUUUUAGAAUACAUUUUCCAAAAUAUAGAAAAUAAAAUAAAACACUUAAAGGAGAUGAAAUUUACUUAUCUCAUUAAUGAUAUCCAACAUGAGUUCAGGGAAAUUUUCAACAAAUAUAUUCCAUAUAUUUUUACAUUCCUGAAAGAAAACCUAUAUCUUAACCUUGGUAAGCUUAAUGAACUUGUUCAAAACAAAUUUCAAGAAGCUUCUCAAGAACUACAGAAGCUCCACCAGUACAUAAAGGCUCUUCGGGAAGAAUAUUUUGAUCCAAGUGUGGUUGGCUGGACAGUGAAAUAUUAUGAACUUGAAGAAAAGGUAAUUAACCUGAUCAAGAGCCUAGUAGUCUUCCUCAAGGACUUACACUCAAAAUAUGCUGGCAAUGCUGCUGGUGUUGCUUCUGAACUGUCAAGUCGAGUGGAGCAAUUUGUGCUCAGAGAUAUCCAGGAAUAUCUUGCCAUCCUUAUUGAUGCAGAUGGAAAAGGAAAGGAGAAGAUUGCAGAACUUUCUGUCACUGCUCAGGAUAUAAUUAAUAGCUGGGCCACUACAAUGAAGGAAAUUAUUUCUGAUUACCACCAGCAUUUCAGACAUAAACCACAAGAUCUUUCUGACCAGCUUUCUGAUUACUAUGAAAAAUUCGUUGCUGAAUCCAAAAGAUUGAUUGACCUGUCCAUGCAAAAGUACCACAUGUUUCUGAGAUACAUCACCGAGUUACUGAAAAAGGUGAAAUCAGCCACAGCCACUGAGAUGAGCCCUUACAUCAAGGUUGCCCCAGGAGAACUUAUCAUUACUGUCUAA